Molecule: messenger RNA, 558 nt
Organism: Rotaria sp. Silwood1
Lineage: Eukaryota; Metazoa; Rotifera; Eurotatoria; Philodinida; Philodinidae
Source: the annotation of a GenBank genome assembly
AUGUUGGCCGAAGAACUUAAUAGUAAAGAAUCACGUGAACUUCUGUCGGCAGUAGAUCGAAUGCGAGAAAUUUUACAGGGAAAUCAAAUUUGUUUACCAGAAAUAGUCGUUGUCGGUGACCAAUCUGUAGGUAAAUCAUCCGUCCUAGAAGCUAUAUCUGGAAUUCAAUUACCUCGAGCACAAAACAUCUGUACUCGAUGUCCAUUAGAAUUACGUAUGAAAGUAACAACAGGUGAUGAAUAUGCUAUUAUACAUAAUAGUCAAACUCCGGUAGAUGCAAUGAAAACUAUCUAUGACAUGGAAGAUAUUGCUGAUGAAGUUAUUCGUCUAACCAAUGAUAUUGCAGGAAAUGGAACUAAUGUUAGUUCACAUCCAAUCUAUUUGACAGUUUACAAGCGUAAUAUACCAUAUGAUUUGACAUUGAUUGAUUUACCGGGUAUAACUCGAAAUCCUUUACCUGGUCAAGCAAAAGAUAUUCAUGCUCAAAUUUUAACCUUAAUUAACAAGUAUAUCGAACCAUCAACUGCUAUAAAUUUUUUAAAUUAUGCUUUCAUAUAA